AUGAAGAUCGACCCGGCCAGAGCAAAGGCCCUGGCGUCACAGCUCCAGAGCGUCAGAGAACGCAUUGCUGCGACCGCAAAUGGCCGAGCAGUAAGGCUAGUGGCGGUAUCAAAACUCAAGCCCGCCAACGACAUCCUGGCCCUUCACCAGGCCCCCAUCAACCAGGUCGAUUUCGGGGAGAACUACACCCAAGAGCUCUCACAAAAGGCAGCCAUCCUACCGCGGUCCAUCCAGUGGCACUUUAUCGGCGGCCUCCAGUCAGGCCACUGCAAGAACCUCGCCAAGAUCCCCAACCUCUUCUGCGUCUCCAGCAUCGACACCCUCAAGAAGGCCCAGCUCCUCGACAAGGCCCGCGGCGACCUGCGCCGCGCGGACCCGGCCGCCAGCCAGAUCGGCGUGCACGUCCAGGUCAACACCUCGGGCGAGGACGCCAAGUCGGGCUGCCAGCCGGGAGACGACGUCGUCGCCCUCUGCCGCGCCGUGCACAGCGACGACCAGUGCCCCAACCUGCGCCUGCUGGGCCUCAUGACCAUCGGCGCCUUUGCGCGCAGCGUCGCCACCGGCGCCGGCGAGGAGAACGACGACUUCCGCCUGCUGCGCGAGCAGCGCGACCUCGUGGCCCGGGAGCUGGGCCUCAGCGGCACCGAGGAGCUCGAGCUGAGCAUGGGGAUGAGCGAGGACUUUGAGGGUGCCAUCGCCAUGGGCAGCAGCGAGGUGCGGGUCGGGAGCACCAUCUUUGGUCAGAGGCCGGCGAACAAGGCGGAUGCCAAAUUGAUUGUGUAG
Molecule: messenger RNA, 783 nt
Organism: Thyridium curvatum
Lineage: Eukaryota; Fungi; Ascomycota; Sordariomycetes; Thyridiales; Thyridiaceae
Exons: 3
Coding region: 1-783 (260 amino acids)
Cellular component (GO): intracellular anatomical structure
Molecular function (GO): pyridoxal phosphate binding
Source: RefSeq, a predicted model, not a curated record